AUGCCGAAAGACAAUCGCGGCCUAAGCGGCGUUCGCGCCACGGCCGUCUUCCUACUGCUCCGCGCGUGGUACUGCGAAGCCGCGCGUCCGCUGCGUCCGUACGAAGCGCCGCUGGUCGCGCCUUUCGUCGCGCCGGAGGCGUUGAUCAAAUGGCAACCCGCGGAGUGGUCCAUCGCGCUCGCCCCGUCGUCCGAAGAUCCAUACGUUCCAUCGACGAACGCCGACGACGCCAUCGUCGCCGAAUCACUCGAUCUCACCGACGAAUCGCUCGAUCUCACCGACGUUUCGCGCGUCUCCCACGGCCACGCGGCGCGUCUCUGGCGCGCGUUCGCGAAUCGCGCCCGCGACGUCUCCAUCGAACCCAUCGCCGCCGCGGUCGCCAUCAAGCGCGAGGGUUGGACCGGCGGCUCGAUACAAUCUUCCGCUUCGUUCGCCGUCGUCGACGACGCGCGCGAUUGA
Messenger RNA from Ostreococcus lucimarinus CCE9901, 459 nucleotides. RefSeq lists its product with no specific name. The coding region runs from base 1 to 459 and encodes 152 amino acids. NCBI's taxonomy places the organism in Eukaryota, Viridiplantae, Chlorophyta, Mamiellophyceae, Mamiellales, Bathycoccaceae. The record is from RefSeq and is a predicted model, not a curated record. The transcript has a single exon.